Messenger RNA from Grosmannia clavigera kw1407, 816 nucleotides. RefSeq names its product histone acetyltransferase subunit. Gene Ontology annotation, biological process: regulation of DNA-templated transcription. The coding region runs from base 1 to 816 and encodes 271 amino acids. NCBI's taxonomy places the organism in Eukaryota, Fungi, Ascomycota, Sordariomycetes, Ophiostomatales, Ophiostomataceae. The transcript has 2 exons. The record is from RefSeq and is a predicted model, not a curated record.
AUGGCCCCACCGAGCGGCGUCGGCAAGCGCGUCAAGGGCUGCCAGAUAUACCGGCCGUUCAUCUACGGGACCACAGCGCGACCGUUUGAUGCCAAGACGAACCCGAAGCCACCUGGCGUUCCGGACGACCACACGCACUCAUGGCAGGUUUUUGUGCGGGGCGUAGACGACACGGACAUAUCGUACUGGCUACGGCGCGUGCAGUUCAAGCUGCACGAGUCGAUUCCAAAUCCCGUGCGAAUGAUCGACGGGGUGCCAGGCAAGCCGUUUAUGGUGCAGGAGACGGGCUGGGGCGAGUUUGAGAUCACGCUCAAGCUGUACUACGUAUCGGAGAGCGGCGAGAAGCCGCAGACGCUGUACCACCACCUACGGCUGCACCCAUACGGCCGUACGGACGAGGAGCGCGAGGCGAUGCGCGAAAAGGGCGAGAUUCCCGCGUGGACGUACGAAGAGCAGCUGUUCAACGAGCCGUACGACGCCUUUUACGAGAUCCUGACGUCGGGGGCGCUGGCCGUGCCCAAGGGAGGAGCCGGACACGGGCCUGCCGGCGGAGCGGCUGGCUCGUCGACGCCGCUGACGCCCAUCAGCAAGCGUAGCGACGGCGGUGUGCUGUCGCGCAGCGCCAUGGUGCCGUUGACGUCGCGCGAGGGGCAGCCGUACAGCCGCGAGACGGAGCAGCUGGAGAUUCAAAAGCUCAAGGACGCACAGGUGGCCGUCCAGGGCAUGACAGAGAAGCUGCUCGCCGAGCUGCGGGCCAAGGAGGAGCGGCUGGCCAAGCUGAAAAAGGACGCCACCGAUGCUAUCGCAGCAGGCUGA